CAGCAGUCAUUUCGUAUUUAUUUUUCAUAGUAAUCAGUGAGUUUUUCCUCCAAGUUUAUAAAGUGUUUUUUGAAAAGAUUGAAUUCGGUUCAAUUGCUUAAAAAUAUCGCAUAAUUUAGUACAAAUUACGAACAACUCGCGCACAAAAAUCGAAUAACGAGUGUUUGAAGUUUAAUAAGUGAAUUUUAGCAACAUACAUGAAGUAAGUGAAAAAGGCAAAGCCAAAGAAAAAACGUCAUCUUUGUCCAAUUGAUUCGCUGGCGACUACAACGACAUUUGCAACAAAAAAAUAUUGGGAAGAAAUAAAAAAAAGAAAUUAAACAAUAAUCAUAUAAAUGACAAGUGGUUCGUUUUAGUUGACUUUCUGGGACUUAUUCAAACGCUAUUAAAAAAUAAAAUUAAAAUAUUAAAGUGUCAGCAGUAAUACAAUAAAACAGCCUAUAUAAGACGCAGACAAACAAGUAUGAACAGCGUUGUGAAUAGCACAGCGCCAAGUACAACGAGCUUCAUUGACCCGAAUGGCACAGCAGCAGCCGUCAUCGCAGCCGCCGCAUCGACGAUGACCGAAUCGACUACGCUGAAACCAAGUAUCGUUGUACAAGCCAAACCAAUGCCGUCGCCCAUUGAUCCGCUCAGUCACGUCGGUGAUGGUAUCUUCCUGCAAACAAAAACCGCCCAAGGACUUGCGACCGUAUUCGUUUGGGCGGCACUUUUUAUCACAUGCCAACAGAUUUAUCAACAUCUGCGUUGGUAUACAAAUCCACAGGAGCAACGCUGGAUAGUGCGCAUCCUGUUUAUUGUGCCCAUGUAUGCGACAUACUCGUGGAUCAGUUUGUUUUUCUUCAAUUCGGAUAAUGUGUAUGUGUACUUCUUUACCGUGCGCGAUUGCUACGAAGCGUUUGUCAUCUACAGUUUCCUGUCGCUCUGCUAUGAGUACCUUGGUGGUGAGGGCAAUAUCAUGUCCGAGAUACGCGGCAAACCAAUUAAGAGCUCGUGCCUGUAUGGCACCUGUUGUCUGAAGGGUAAAACCUAUACAAUUGGUUUCCUGCGCUUUUGCAAGCAGGCCACAUUGCAGUUCUGCUUGGUGAAGCCGCUGGUGGCAUUCAUUAUUAUAUUCCUGCAAGCCUUUGGCCACUAUCAUGAUGGUGAUUGGAGCGCAAAUGGCGGUUACAUCUACAUUACCGUUAUCUAUAAUAUAUCCGUGACUCUUGCCCUAUACGGCUUAUAUCUAUUCUAUUUCGCCACACGUGAUUUACUCACACCAUUCGAGCCUGUAUUGAAAUUUUGCACAAUCAAAUCGAUUAUCUUCUUAUCGUUUUGGCAAGGUGUUAUGUUGGCCAUUUUGGAAAAGGCCAAGGUCAUUUCGCCCAUUGUGGACAGCAUGGGUACGGUCACCUCAGCUGGUACUGUGUCGGCGGGUUAUCAAAACUUUUUCAUUUGCAUUGAAAUGUUGUUCGCUGCGAUUGCGUUGCGCUAUGCCUUUCCCUAUCAGGUCUAUGCGCGUAGCUGUAAUGCCGAUGGCCAAGGACGCUCUGUUACCAUGCAGUCAAUUUCUAGCAGCCUUAAAGAAACAAUGAAUCCCAAGGAUAUUAUGACAGAUGCUAUACACAAUUUCCAUCCACAAUACCAACAAUACACGCAAUACAGUUCUGGUGGUAAAAGUUCACGUGGCAUGCGUGUCUCCUCCUACGAUCCGGACGAACCGAAUGCCACACAACACGGCAGCAACAACACAGGCGGUAAUAACGGCACAAUGAGCAGUUUGGGCAACAACAGUCAAGGCACACCCGGUGGCAGCAUCGCCAGCUGCAUGGCAUCGAAAACGCUCGGUAAUCAGAGGAAAUUCAUGCCGGGCGGUCAACGGGUCGCCACCAUCAGUCAGAACUAUAACGAGAAGACGAUGCUGCUGAGCAGUGAUGAUGAGUACCAGUAAAGCGAGGUGUCGUGUCGUCGAUGAUGUAGUGAGUAAUGGAAGCGAGCCGCCCUAACAGCACUUUUUAAAUACAAUAACAACUCACUGAUUACACUGAAAGAAACAGUUGGAAGAAACCGUUUAUACUUUGGACGUGUGUUGGCGAUUUGAUUGUAAACUCUUUAAUUUGCUGUUUAUUUUGUUUUGAUUGGUGUGUCAGUGUUGCCAGACUGUCAUAACUAGUAAUCUAAAGUGUAUUUUGUAGGAAAAUAAUGUUUUUGCUUUGCAAACUUAGUGCUUUAUGCAAAUUAAUUUUUAUUUCAAAUUAUUCCUUUUUGUAUUUUUAUCAAAAAUAUGUAGUAUCAGUACAAAUAAUUACGAGUAAAUACAAAAAAAAAAACAAAAAAUAAGUUUUAAAUGCCAGCAAGCGCAGCUGAGGUGCUAUUUAUAGAUUUCAUAAAAUUUUUACUAGAAAAUAUGCAAUUUAUAUGCCACAAUUUUUGUUGUUGAACCAUAAGUGAGGUUAUGUUAUUACCAUUUUAUUUAUAAACUAAUUUAAUUACGUUAUUCAAUGCAAAUUGCAAAAUGCAGAACUGAACUGCCGUUGUUUACUUUGUGCUUUUAGCAAACCUCAGGCACACACACACAUACUUAUGUAAUUAUUAACUAUGUAAUUAUGCUAGCAAAAUAUGUAAUCCUUUGAGGUAAACUUGGCGUGCUUCUCUACAGCAAACCCAACAAAUGUCCAAAAUUGUUUCUAUUAACAUUAUUAACAAUAAAAUAUUAUGUAUUAUUAUUAAUGUACACGUUGUGUGUAUGUACAAUUGUAUAGCACGCAUCUCCGUCGUUCGGUGGUCGUGUGUGAGUGUGUAUUUUAAAAUAAAUAUAUUGCAAAUGAAAAUUAACAAAAAAAAAAGGAAAAAUCCACAAUAUGUAUGCUUUGCAUUAGAAUUUUAAGCGAAUUAUGGAUUGUAAUGUUUGAACUAGUGGCAGGCGCAGCGUACACUUGUGGGUACUUGUAGAGAGCGACAUUUGUAUUUGAGUGGAGCGGAAGCGGUUAGAUAUAAGAACUUUUCAAAAAUCUAGAUAAAGCACUGAAAUGUCAGAAUGUGGUAUAUUAACUGAACUGAAGAGUGGAGGGAAGUGUGGAAAUCAACAGGAAUUUGUAAAUUCAUUUUAAAUAUAUUAAUAUUUAUUUAUACAAGAUUAUUUUUUAUAAAAAAAAAUAUUUACUUAAUAUUUAUAAAUUUUAUUUUUUUUUAAUAAUUUUUUGUUUUAUUUUAUAUUUAAUUAUUUGUUUUAAAUGUUUCUACAUUUUAUUUAUUUUUUCUUCAUAAAUUAAUACUAAAACUUUUUCAAAAUAUUUUUAUAUACAAAAUACAUUUAUUUACUAAUAUAUAUUUAUACAUAUGUAAUUUUCCUGUUAAAUUAUUUUACAAUUUUUAAUAAACAUACAUGUAUAUUUCUUAACCUCUAACAUAAAACUCCAAUUCGAAAUUUAUUAUAAUAUUAAUGAGAAAUUAUAAUCGUACAGUUCUGUGGAAAAAAUUACAUCCAGUCCUCUUACACGCUUCUCAUUCAGUUAGUUACAGCGCAGAGAAUUUAAUUAUGUUAAAAUAUUAAAAUAAAUCAAUUACUUUUUUCCUGUAAAGAAAAUUUGUAUAAAAAAUGUAUUAAAAAUGAAAUAAAAAUAUUUAAAAUAAAAAACCUGAAAUAAAUUAUUAACAAUAUAUGUAUGUAUGUAUGUAAGUUUACUGAAAAUAUAUACAUACUAUAUGCGAACAUUGUGUGAAAUUGUAGCCUCUUUAUUCAAUUAAUUUUUGAAAUUAUUUGAAUUUGCAGAAAAUAAAAAUAAAAUAAAUCACCAAUCAAUCAAGUAAUAAACUGGAGUUAACAACGGUUUGAGCAAGGUACUUGAAAU
This is a messenger RNA of Zeugodacus cucurbitae (melon fly), 3833 nucleotides long. It is a transcript of the gene Tmep, whose product is annotated as transmembrane protein 184B. The coding region runs from base 464 to 1933 and encodes 489 amino acids. The record is from RefSeq and is a predicted model, not a curated record. The transcript has 9 exons. Gene Ontology annotation, biological process: transport. Lineage: Eukaryota; Metazoa; Arthropoda; Insecta; Diptera; Tephritidae. Gene Ontology annotation, molecular function: transporter activity.